Messenger RNA from Bombina bombina (fire-bellied toad), 4034 nucleotides. It is a transcript of the gene ESPN, whose product is annotated as espin. The transcript is spliced from 15 exons. Gene Ontology annotation, biological process: actin filament bundle assembly. Gene Ontology annotation, molecular function: actin filament binding. Lineage: Eukaryota; Metazoa; Chordata; Amphibia; Anura; Bombinatoridae. Gene Ontology annotation, cellular component: cytoplasm. Bases 1 to 2541 code for a protein of 846 amino acids. The record is from RefSeq and is a predicted model, not a curated record.
AUGACCCUUGACAGGAUCCUGCAGGCUGCUAGGCAGGGGGAUUUGGAAGCCCUGAGAACUCUCCAUGCAGAGGGUCAGCUGCAGUCUGGAUUAAAGGACCCCAUGGGUGCUUCCCCAGUUCAUCAUGCUGCCCGGGGUGGGAAGCUUAGCUGCCUCCGUUAUCUGGUGGAUGAGGCUCAAUUGGAGGGGAACUGUAAAGCCAGGAAUGGGGCUACUCCAGCUCAUGAUGCUGCGGCCACCGGUCACUUGUCCUGUCUGCAGUGGCUGCUCACACAAGGAGGCUGUGACUUUGAGGACAAGGACAACUCUGGUGCCACUAUUCUGCACUUAGCAGCCAGGUUUGGCCACCAUGAAAUAAUUAGUUGGCUAUUGCGAUUUGGAACCAAUGAUGCAUCAGUAAUGACAGAUACAGGAGCACUUCCUGUGCACUAUGCUGCGGCCAAAGGAGAUCUUACUACAUUACAACAUCUAUUGGAGUACUGUCCAAAUGCUAUUAAUUCUCAGACAAAGAAUGGUGCCACACCCCUUUACCUAGCCUGUCAAGAGGGUCAUUUGGAAGUUAUACAGUAUUUGGUUAAGGAUUGUGGAGCUGACCCCCACAUACGAGCUACAGAUGGAAUGACUCCCUUACAUGCAGCAGCACAAAUGGGACAUAGUUCAGUCAUUGUUUGGUUGAUGAGCUUUACAGACAUCAGUCUUUCUGACCAGGAUUCUGAUGGAGCAACCGCCAUGCAUUUUGCUGCUAGCCGAGGUCAUGCCAAGGUCCUAAGCUGGCUUCUCCUCCAUGGUGGUGAAAUUACUACAGACAGUUGGGGAGGAACUCCACUACAUGAUGCUGCAGAGAAUGGAGAGCUAGAGUGUUGCCAGAUCCUUGUUGUAAAUGGAGUAAAGCUAGGAAGCCGAGACCAUGAUGGGUACACAGCUGCAGACCUUGCCGAAUAUAACGGACACAUUCAUUGUGCUAAAUACCUCAGGACUGUGGAAAAUAUGAGUGUAGAACACAGAGUGCUUUCACGAGAUCCAUCAGCAGAUAUGGAGUUGAAGCAGCCUGAUUCUGGAAUGUCAUCUCCGAACACCACCAUGUCAAUACAGCCAGCACAUUUUGACAUUGGUUCUCCAUCUAGUACUCUGUCUAACUAUGACUCCUGUAACUCUAGCCAAUCUAGUGUCGGAGAUAAGAAAACAAACCAACAUGAAACAAGGCCCCCUGACGCAGCAAUCAAUAAUAUGCAGACUUACAUGGACAUGCUGGAUCCAGAGGUAGGCUCAAACGGGAACAAGAAAGAUGAGAGAACAGCCAUUCCACCUCCUCCUCCACCUGGUUUUCCACCACCUCCUCCUCCAGUUCCUGAUUCACGACUUCCACCCCCUCCAUGCUAUCCAGCGCCAAGCCCUCCUGAGGGAGAGCACACCUCAGAUAUCUACGUACAGGCUAAGAAUAAUCUCCGUCACAUUGAGAGUGAGGCACUCAAUGAACAGCUGCCUUCACGUGAAAAUAGUCCUGAAGGGCUUCGAAGGGUGGACUCCUGCAGGAAGUCUAGAAACUUCAAUAAACAACCUAGUACUGGAGAUUACUAUAAGUAUCUAGGCCAGAACCCCUCUGAAUCCUCAGAGAAUAGAAAUAUGGCGCACAGUGAGGAGGGAUCUCUGCUGUCAAAUGAAAAUGUGCACAAUGGCAACGUUACCGACAAGAAACCAUUAGGAAAUAUACCCACUCCUCCUGUUCCUCCUCCCCUCCCAGACAACCUGUGUUACCCACCGCCCCCUCCUCCCUUACCAGCUGAAAGCUCAGUCUCCAACUACGUACAGAGGCGUUCUUCCAAUUCUACCGGAAAAGUGAAAGCUCUCAGGCAAAGGAAGAGCACAAAAUCAUUCAACAUGAUGUCUCCAACGGGUGACAACUCAGAACUUCUGGCAGAAAUAAAAGCUGGGAAAAGCCUAAAACCGACUCCUCAAAGCAAAGGUCUUACUACUGUUUUCUCUGGCAGCGGGCAGCAAGGAUCUAGCACAGAGGUUCCAUCUCCUACUCCAACACCUCCUCUUACACCACCUGUAACACCCCCUGCCACACCUCCUGGAAAUACAAACUCUAUGUCUAACAAAGGAGCAGCAAAAUCUCCAGAACGACUUGUCAAUGGGAACACAACCCCACCAGUCCAAGUCCAAACCAGUCAAAUUGAUAUAGAGUCUCUGAUACCAACCCACGAUGAGCAGGGGAGAUCGAUUCCCGAAUGGAAACGGCAAGUUAUGGUCAGGAAGCUGCAACUGAAAAUACAAGAAGAAGAAGAGAGAAAACGCACGGAACAGGAGGAAUCUGCCCGCUUGUCUAGCAUGCCGGCCUGGCGUAGAGAAAUCUUAAGGAAGAAGAUGGAAGAAGAGAGAGAACAAAAAAGAAAAGAACAAGAAGAAAAAAAAAAAGAAGAGGAAGAGAGAGAAAAAGAACAAUCAGAAAAGUUACGAACACUGGGUUACGAUGAAACAAAGUUAGCACCUUGGCAGAGGCAAAUUAUUUUAAAGAAAGGAGAUAUAGCAAAGCAAUAGUUAUAUUGUAUUUCACAUUUUCCCCUUUAAAUGUCAUGUCCCAUAUUAGAUUCUUCCUCUCAGCUGUUCAGUUGGUGAAUGUAUUGGGAAAAAUGUCACUGGUUCACAAAUUUCAUUAUCGGUUCAAUGCGAAAAUUAAAGGGACAUCAACUCAAAAUGUAAUUCUUCCUAAAGUGUUUAUUUAUGCUGUAUAAUUUCAUUAUUUAUUUUGCCCAGUUUUUCUGUAAUAUAACUCUACUAAUUGCAUUUUUUGUUUACUAUCCAGAGAGACCUCAUAAUCAACAUGCUACAUAAUAAUUGUUUGGUUAGUGUGGUACCCCUGACUGACCACAGAAAAGCAGAUCUAUUGAAAAAGCCUCUUGAUUUUGUUUAGGUUGUGUGUCCCUGGACUUCAAAACAAUGCAAAUGUUGCUAACAAAAUAGAUUAUUGGAGGCUGGUGGGUAUAAUAUUGAACCAUAUGUUUCAAUCAUCCUUUAAUUGUAAUGUGUUCAAAAAUGAUAAGGUGAGUUGGCUGUAUUGAAUAAGAGUCCCUCUUAGACUUGCAUUGUUCCAGUUCUCUUAUUCCUGAAAACAGGAAACAAGAUAACACUUUGAAGAAGUUUGCAAAAGCUUUAUACAGGCAUGCUUAAAGGGGCAUAAAAAUUGCAUUUAAUGGGAUAGAAAAGUAAAAAUUGAAAUGUGCAUAGCUGCAUUCCAAUUUUAAAUAGAAACAUUUUUGCAAUAUAGGGCUCUAUGUACUAGAGGUGGCAUAGAGUGUAAGAAACAGCGGUCUGAGGUGGCGAGGAGAAAUCAUCGCUCGCUGCGGGUGAUUGACAGUCCCUUCUCUCACGCGAUUGGUUGCACGAAAGAAGGGGCAGGCUUUACACGCUCACCUGAGCCUGUAACGAGACAUACGGGCGGCGGAUCCUGUUCAUCCGCUGCCCGUAUGUAGAGAAGGAAAGCGGACAACUUCUUGAGUUGAGAAGCUUAUCCACUUGCCUUUAAGUACAUGGGGGGGCCAUACUGUCAUUAGCAAAAACGCAUCUAGUAAAAGUUAUUACUAUUUUUUAGCGGUAUACGCACAUAUGCUGUGAGGGCCUGCACACCAGUAUUCAAGCUCAGAGAGGUGGUGGUGGCGUGUAUGGUGAAUGCGAAGACUAAGUCACUGUUACUCUCUGAGACGUCUUGGUGUUUCAAUACUCAUUAAAGGGGCACUUGCAGCAUAUGUGUGUAUGCUGCUGAAAAAGAGUAAUAACCUUUUUGCUAAUGGAAAUAUAUUGCAAAAAUGCUUCUAUGUAAAAUUGAAAUGCACACAUUUUAGUUUUGAUCUUUCUAUUCCUUUAAACCUAAUGAGAAUUUUUGGUAAUCGAAAUCUUACACAAAUAUCCUGCAUUGCUGUAUUUCAGGACCCUCUGAAUGCAUUUUCCUGUGCUUUUUGUCUUUGGUUUGACUGAAGCUAGUAUAAUGCAUGGGUACAAAUUGUAAAACCUAGCGGACAUCUGUUGCUUUUUAA